AUGGAGCAGCAAUUAGAACGGCUGACCACUCUUCUUGCGACGCAAAUGGAGCUGACACAGCAACAAGAAGCACAGCAGCGGGAGCGGGAUGAGGCACACCAACAGGAAAUGCGCGCCCUGUUAUCGGGGUUAACUGGUGCUCCGCCCUCUCACAGUACACGAGACGGUGAACCAGUGCAGAAAACUAAGCUGCAUAACAGUGUGGUGACUCCUCCUUACCUCACAUGGUCUGCUUCGCUGAGGGAGUUUGAUGCGUGGCGGCACAAAUUUGAAGGGUACGCUCGCCUGGCUAACAUAACUACCCUCAAGCCCUCCGAGCAGCAAAUUGCUUUACGUUCGCUUGUUGAUGAGGAAUGGACUCGCGCACUGAGGUAUGGCCUGGACGUACAGCAAGAUGCAGACUUGAAGACUGUUCUCGACGCUAUGGAAGUGCAUCUCAGGAAUAGACGUAACGUUAUACUGGAUCGUCGAGAGUUCUACUUGAGAAGACAGGAAAGUGGUGAAAAUUUUGACGAGUUUCUGUGCGCCAUCAAGGAAAUUGCUGCAUUUUGUGGUUUCUGUGAGGAAUGUAUGGAUAACAGACUACGUGACCGAAUAGUUGUGGGUACAAGUGAUGAGGUAGCAUUACAACGUAUGUUGGAAGAAAAAGACUUGUCUCUACAGAAAGCCAUAGACAUAUGUCGGUCAACCGAAAAUGCGGCGAAGAAUAGUGCUGUGAUUCGAGGAUGUAGUGUGGGGAGAGUAUCGCAGUACAAGAAGAAUGCGCGGUACGGACGCCCAGUUUCGGCGAAUAGUGCAAGGCCUUCACGAGACUGUGACGAACUGUGUCAUAAGUGUGGCAGAGGAACGCACACGGGUGACCAAAAGUGCAAAGCGGCUAAUGUGGCUUGUAAUAAUUGCGGUAGAAUAGGGCACUUCGCGGUUGUUUGUAAAGCUCGUUCCCGCACACCAGCGACUCGGCGCAAAGCGGCGCCACCACAGGACACCGGCACUCGUCACCGUAAACUCCAUCGGGUCAUUGCAGACGUCUACCAAGGUAAAGGAAGUUCACGACAGACUCCUCGGGUCAAGAUUGUAACCACUCAUCCUGGCGGACAAGGACGUAUUUCCUGGACUCCUGACUCUGGCGCCGAGGCCACAGUCAUGGGUUGGGACGUCGCCAAGGCUGCUGGGAUCAAGCAGGCUUUGCUUGAAGCAGUGACGGGCGAAGUUUUAUACGGCGCCGGCCAACAACAACUCGCUUGUUUGGGUAAGUUCACCUCUAAUUUGGAAUUAGGUGACAGGAAAACCUCCACAGAAGUGAUUGUUGUUGACAAGCUGAAAGGGGCACUACUGAGUUGGUACGACUCAAUAGCUUUAGGAUUGUUACCACCUAACUUUCCUACUCAGAUUCGAGCAGUUGAACACGGUACAUGUCGUUCACAUCAGCAGGAGUGUGUUACAGCAGCAGACCCACUACCCCAGUGGAGACAUAACUACGAGCCUUCAGCGACGGAAAGAGCACAACAUGCCGCAGCCAUUAUCCAUGCUUUCCCGCAAGUUUUCGGUGCUUCACAGACCUUGAGGGAGAUGGAUGGAGACGCUAUGCGUAUUCAGCUGACUGAGGACGCUCGACCCUUCGCUGUGACUGCUGCCCGGACCGUUCCGUUCAGCUGGAGAGAUGAUAUCAAGACCCAGCUUGAUGAACUUCUGGACCUGGACAUUAUUGUUAAGGUAAAUCACCCUACAGAUUGGUGUCAUCCAAUUGUACCUGUGCGAAAGAAAUCAGGCGGAGUGAGAUUAUGUGUAGACUUCACAAGACUUAACAAGUAUGUUCGCAGGCCAGCCUACCCUAUACCAUCCCCGCAUGACGUCAUUGCUUCGAUGGGGACUGGAUCGAGAUGGUUCACUACGUGCGACGAAUAUAAUCGGCGCGGUGAUGCAGCCCUGGGUGACAUACCACAGACGAUCAAGAUAGUUGACGACAUUCUGGCGUAUGAUGGUUCAUAUAAACAACAUCUGGCGCAUGUAAUUGACAUUGUUCAGCGCUGUGAUAAAGCUGGAAUAACUCUGAACAAACAUAAGUUCAACUUUGCCCAGCCGCGUGUUGACUACUGUGGCUACUCUGUGUCACGCAGUGGGUAUACUGUGGACGAGAAAAAAGUAGCUGCCAUUGCCAACUUUCCCCGCCCACAAAACAUUACCGAUCUGAGAUCAUUCCUUGGUUUGUCUAACCAGUUAGGAAACUUUACUUCCAGCCUCGCCAAAGCUGCCCAACCGCUACGAGAUCUGCUGAGGCCGCGUAAUGUUUGGUGCUGGACUUCACAGCAUGACAUCGCGUUUGAGGAGGUGAAGGAGUUGCUGAUGGCACCGCCCGUGCUCUCUCAUUUCGACGCGUUACUCCCCACCAUGCUGCAGACUGAUGCAUCCAAGACACAGGAAUGGGCUUCGCAUUACUACAACUGCACGGUAAAGACUGGAAGCUGGUUCAAUGUGGUUCACGGUUCUUAUCAGAUGUGGAAACACGGUAUGCAGUGA
This is a messenger RNA of Portunus trituberculatus (swimming crab), 2517 nucleotides long. RefSeq lists its product as uncharacterized. The coding region runs from base 1 to 2517 and encodes 838 amino acids. The record is from RefSeq and is a predicted model, not a curated record. NCBI's taxonomy places the organism in Eukaryota, Metazoa, Arthropoda, Malacostraca, Decapoda, Portunidae. The transcript has 2 exons.